Molecule: messenger RNA, 541 nt
Organism: Oxyura jamaicensis (ruddy duck)
Lineage: Eukaryota; Metazoa; Chordata; Aves; Anseriformes; Anatidae
Gene: CHCHD7
Product: coiled-coil-helix-coiled-coil-helix domain containing 7
Exons: 4
Coding region: 154-408 (84 amino acids)
Source: RefSeq, a predicted model, not a curated record
GGGCCGGGGGGAGCCGCGAGGCCGGGAGCGGGGUAGGCUGCGCCCGUACUUAAGCGGGCUGCCCGAGCCGCUGACGUCUUUCGAAUUGGAGAGGGGGCUGCCCCCCUCCCGCCGCGGGCUCCCGCGGAGCGAGCCAGGGUCCGACUGCCUAUAAUGUCCAGGCACGCACAACAGCUUAGAGACCAUGACAGAAAUCCUUGCAUAGCGGAAACAGAUGCCUCUAGAAAAUGUAUGGAUGACAACAACUAUAAAAAGGAUAUGUGUACUGAUUAUUUUCUGAAGUACAAAAACUGCAGAAAAUUCUGGCAUGACAUAAUGAUGCAGAGGAAAAGAAACGGUGUGAAACCAGAGAUGCCCCCAGCAGAAGAGAGAAGGAAAAUCUUGGAAUCAAUAGAGAAGCCAUACUGACUACAAACUUGCACUGUUUUACUGUUCUCACUGUACAUCUGGAGACCGGUCAGCAGCAAGUUGGCCUGUUAUAAACUGGACAUCACUGUUGCCAUUUCUUGGAUUAAAAUCCGCUCCUAAAUUUUGAAAUGUG